AUGGCCCACCUUGAACAACAGUUUCCAGACUCAACACACAUCUACACGGACGGCUCCUCCGCUAACGGAAGAUCAUCAAGUGCUUCCACUGUAAAAGGCUUCACCAAGGGAUACCGCCUGUCGCACGCAACAACUUCUACUGCUGCAGAACUACACGCCAUACUAAAAGCCCUCCGCCACAUCGACGGCUCCCCAGCACAAAAGAGGGUACUCUGCACAGACUCGAAAGCCGCCCUGGCCACUAUCAUCAAGCAGGAUACGGACGAUCAAAUGGUGUACCACAUCUACAAAGCAUACACAUCUGCAGUGGGAAGGGGGCACACCAUCUCCCUCCAGUGGAUACCUUCCCACUGCGGAAUACCAGGAAAUGAAGUAGCUGACCAGACAGCAAAGGAUGCACUGGGUAAAACCAAGUUAUCGGCAAUGCAUUUCACAAAAUCGGACACCAAGACAUUCCUCCACAAAUCGACAAUCAGAUGGUCCAAGGAAAGCUGGAAGCAAGCACUCCGGCACACAGAUUUCCUGUCUCACAUAGACCCCGAUCUCACGGCAAUCAUUCCUCAUGACAUCGGCCGAAGCCUCCACACGGCUAUUCACCGGAUUCGACUCGGCGCGCUAUAUACUGCCACCACCCAAUUCCAAAUCGGUAUUGUGGCCUCAAGACUGUGCGACAUCUGCAAAGUGCCCCAGGACACGUUACACGUACUUAUACAGUGCCCAGAACAAGCAGACGCAAGGGAAAGACUGUCCCAUGCACUUCAAACACUGGACAAAAGACCAUUCGCUUACUACAAAGUAAUGGGAAGAUGGCCUACAAGGGAACAAGACAUGAAGGCACUCAAGGCAUUGUGUGUCUACCUAAAAGAAAGCGGUAUACACAGCCGCUACUAG
Messenger RNA from Ornithodoros turicata, 891 nucleotides. RefSeq lists its product as uncharacterized. Gene Ontology annotation, biological process: DNA replication, removal of RNA primer. The record is from RefSeq and is a predicted model, not a curated record. Gene Ontology annotation, molecular function: RNA-DNA hybrid ribonuclease activity; nucleic acid binding. Bases 1 to 891 code for a protein of 296 amino acids. Lineage: Eukaryota; Metazoa; Arthropoda; Arachnida; Ixodida; Argasidae. The transcript has a single exon.